Sphaerulina musiva SO2202 is the source of this 1440-nucleotide messenger RNA. RefSeq names its product aminotransferase. The transcript is spliced from 2 exons. Gene Ontology annotation, biological process: biosynthetic process. Gene Ontology annotation, molecular function: pyridoxal phosphate binding; L-2-aminoadipate:2-oxoglutarate transaminase activity. The record is from RefSeq and is a predicted model, not a curated record. Lineage: Eukaryota; Fungi; Ascomycota; Dothideomycetes; Mycosphaerellales; Mycosphaerellaceae. Bases 1 to 1440 code for a protein of 479 amino acids.
AUGAAGGCGGCACAGGGACCCAUUAACCUGCUCCGAGGGUGGCCGCACCCAAGUCUGCUCCCUACGGAUCCUAUACGUCAGGCUGCACAGGAUGUGCUCUCUGACCCGUCUACUGCGCUGCCAGCACUCUUAUAUGGGCCCGACGAAGGCGAUCGGCGAGCGCGAGAGGCCAUUGCAGCAUGGUUGACUGCGGUAACAACCUUUCGCCACCACCGACCGUCGCAACCGAUCAAUGCCGAGCGCAUAUGCAUUACGGGGGCUGCCUCGCAGAACCUCUCCGUCGCUCUCGGUGUGUACACGGAUCCGGAGUACACUCGCAACGUAUGGAUUGUGACACCCGCGUAUAUGCUCGUAUUCCGUAUCUUCGAGGAUGCGGGCUUUGGCGCGAAGAUGCGAGCGGUACCGGAGGAUGAAGAGGGAAUCGACAUGGAAUAUCUCCGAAAUGAGAUGGACAAGAGCGAGCGACAGGCGCAAGAUGAAGGCAACAGGGCGCCUCGAUUCAAGCCUGGGGGGCGGGAGAGAGCAAAGGUGUAUAAGCAUGUCAUAUACUGUGUGCCAUCGUUUUCCAAUCCAUCUUCGAGAACCAUGUCUCUGAGGCGGCGCUGCCAGCUGGUUCAGCUCGCGAGGGAGUUCGAUGCCUUGAUCAGCUGUGACGAUGUCUACGAUUUCUUGCAAUGGCCGAUCGAGGGCUCAUCAUGUAUUGCGUCAGGACGCGAGCAGCCGGACUCCUCGCUACAAACCGCGCACCUCGCUCGUGUAGUCGAUGUAGAUGCAGAGCUCGAUGGAGGUGCCAUGCGUGAUGGUGCAGAUGGUUUCGGUAAUGUGAUGAGCAACGGCACAUGGUCUAAACUCGCAGGUCCAGGUCUACGAUCUGGAUGGGCAGAAGGGUCUCCGAAGUUUGUCUAUGGACUCAGUCAGGCUGGAUGCCAACGAUCCGGUGGCAGUCCGUCACACAUGACUUCCACGUAUCUGGCACGCAUGCUACAGACGGGCGCCAUCCAGAAGCAUAUCAGCACCGUUCUAUGCCCAGCAUAUGCCCAACGAUACAGGAUUCUCACGAUGGCCGUAAAGCAGCAUCUCCAACCUCUGGGCUUCACCGCACCGCAGCCGAAUCGUGAGGUGGUAGGCGGAUAUUUUGUUUGGCUCGGACUACCAGGCGGACUAAAGGGAACAGAACUGGCAAUCAGACUUCAGCAGGACUACAACCUGAUCGUUGCGCCGGGCAAGAUCUUUGAGGUACCCGGCGAUGAGUCGGCAGUCCCUUGUGAUCAUAGUAUCCGACUCUGUUUUGCCUGGGAAGAUGAAGAGAAAUUGACGGAAGGUGUGCGCCGAAUUGCGAGCGCUGCGUCGAUGAUGCUCCAGGCGCGGCAACACGACAAUAGCGAGGAUUUCGUGGUGGUCGACAAAGACACAACUGCGCCUUGUCUGAGUGGGUAUUGA